Raphanus sativus (radish) is the source of this 2603-nucleotide messenger RNA. Its product is annotated as proline-rich receptor-like protein kinase PERK13. The record is from RefSeq and is a predicted model, not a curated record. Gene Ontology annotation, molecular function: protein kinase activity; ATP binding. Gene Ontology annotation, biological process: protein phosphorylation. The coding region runs from base 401 to 2425 and encodes 674 amino acids. The transcript has 8 exons. NCBI's taxonomy places the organism in Eukaryota, Viridiplantae, Streptophyta, Magnoliopsida, Brassicales, Brassicaceae.
UUCCAUUUUUCUUUUUAUUAUUUUCCCUGGAAAACGAAACCAGGGCACAUAGAGAGAGAGAGAGAGAGAGGACCUCCAUUAUCUUAUUUUUUUCAUACAUUUUGACAUUGUCAAAUUAUAUGUCCGUAAUGGAAUGCAUUUCUCCUCUCUCUCCAGCUUAUUUCCAGGCCCUAGCUUCCUACUCUGACUUAUUGUAAUUAUUAUUCUUUCUUUUUUUGCUAAUUGGGAUCUAUUUUUCAGAUUUUUAUUAGUUGUUUCCAGUUGCAUAGUGGAAAUAAAGUUUCUUUUCUGAUUUGAUUAUUUUCAAUUUGUAUCUGUUAAGAGUUCUUCUUUAUCGUUUCAUAGUUUUCAUUAGAGACGUUCUGAGUUUGGUUUCUGGGGGAAGAAUCAGAAGUAAGACAUGUCUGACUCCCCGACUUCUUCCCCACCCGCCGACUCCACUCCGCCGCCUGAUAACUCCACCGGCGGCGGUUCUGCUCCUCCACCUACGGACUCCUCCGCACCACCUCCCUCUCCACCUGCUGAUUCAUCACCCCCGCCGAGUGUCCCAUCUCCACCACCGGCGACUCCUCCUCCGGAAUCCAAUCCCCCGCCUCCACCGCCUGAUUCCUCACCCCCUCCUCCCCCUGAUGCUCCACCGGUUGACUCCGGUUCUCCACCACCGGAGCCCGCUAACUCUCCUCCUCCUCCCCCUCAGGAAUUUGCAUCACCACCGCCUCCGCCUAAUCAAGACAACACCUCUCCUCCUUCUCCACCGGAACAAUCACCUCCUCCUCCUCCUACUCCUCAGGCGUCUUCACCAAACGGAGGACCCAAAAAACCGAACAAAUCACCACCACCAUCACCACCGACCGAUUCUCCUCCGGCUCCUCCAAAUGCGCCGCCGUCUCACGCGCUGCCGCCUAAGUCUCCCGCUGUAGGCGGACCUCUCAAGUCCCCAUCCCGCGGCGUCCACCAAUUCCCUCCGCCUCCUCCAAACAGCAACGACGGCGGCUAUCAAGGCAAGACGAUGGCCGGAAUGGCAGUCGCCGGAUUCGCACUCGUCGCCUUGAUCGCCGUCGUGUUCUUCGUCAGAAGAAAGAAGAAGAAAAACGUGGAUGUGUACAGUGAUUCUCAGUACUUGCCUCCUCCUAACUUCUCCAUCAAGUCAGAUGGAUUUUUAUACGGACAGAAUGCGACAAAAGGAGGAUACUCUGGUCCUGGUGGUUACAACACACAGCAACAACAAUCCAACACCGGAAACAGCUUUGGGAGCCAAACAGGUUACGCACGGUCAGGGAGUACACCUGACUCAGCUGUGAUGGGAAGUGGUCAGACGCAUUUCGCCUACGAAGAGCUGAUGGAGAUAACGCAAGGAUUCGCCAAGCAAAACAUACUCGGAGAAGGUGGGUUCGGGUGUGUCUACAAAGGUAAACUACACGACGGGAAGCUAGUUGCUGUGAAGCAGCUUAAGGUUGGUAGUGGACAAGGUGACCGUGAGUUUAAAGCAGAGGUUGAGAUUAUUAGCCGUGUUCAUCAUCGUCAUUUGGUUUCUCUGGUUGGUUACUGUAUCUCGGAUGACCAGAGGUUGCUUAUCUAUGAGUAUGUUCCAAACCAAACCUUGGAGCAUCAUUUGCAUGGGAAGGGAAGGCCAGUCCUAGAGUGGGCUAGGAGAGUCCGAAUCGCUAUAGGUUCUGCCAAAGGCUUGGCGUAUUUGCAUGAAGACUGUCACCCAAAAAUCAUCCACAGAGACAUUAAGUCAGCAAACAUCCUGCUGGACGAUGAGUUUGAAGCUCAGGUUGCUGACUUUGGACUUGCAAAACUUAGUGAUUCAACACAAACCCAUGUGUCGACUCGCGUUAUGGGAACCUUUGGGUACUUGGCACCAGAAUAUGCACAAAGCGGGAAACUGACAGAUAGAUCAGAUGUUUUCUCUUUUGGGGUUGUUCUCUUAGAACUUAUUACUGGACGCAAACCAGUUGAUCAGUACAUGCCUUUGGGAGAAGAGAGUUUAGUCGAAUGGGCUCGUCCACUGCUUCAUAAAGCCAUUGAGACCGGUGAUUUCAGCGAUCUGGUUGAUAGACGGCUCGAAAAACAUUACGUCGAGAAUGAAGUUUUCAGAAUGAUUGAAACGGCUGCUGCAUGUGUUAGACAUUCCGGUCCAAAACGUCCACGCAUGGCUCAGGUUGUGAGAGCACUGGAUAGUGAAGGGGACAUGGGAGACAUUAGCAACGGAUCCAAAGUGGGACAAAACAGUGCUUAUGACUCUAUUCAGUAUAACUCAGACGACAGGAAAAUGGCGUUUGGUUUUGACGAUAGUUCAGAUUCAGGGAUGCACAGUGGAGAUUACUCUGUCCAAAGCUCCAGGAAAGGAUCCAAAGGAGCCUCUACGGAGUUCACAAGGAACGAAUCUGAGAACCGAAACUUCAAUAACCGGCGGUUCUGAUUCACAUACAAGUGAAGUUAUCAUACCUCAUGUUUGAGCUCCCUGUACAGCAUUAAUGCUCUUUGUAUUUUUUUGUGUGAGAUAUAUUUUCUUGCAUAGCUACCUUUAGUUUUGUUUCUGUGUUUGGUUUCAGAUUUUUUUGAGUGUGGUGAGGAUAAUGAAGAACUCCAUUUUCAGA